AUGAGAGAAGUCAUUAGUAUUAAUGUUGGUCAAGCAGGUUGUCAAAUAGGUAAUGCAUGCUGGGAAUUGUACUCCCUGGAGCAUGGUAUCAAGGCAGACGGUCAUUUGGAGGACGGCUUAUCAAAACCCAAAGGAGGUGAAGAGGGGUUUUCUACAUUCUUUCAUGAAACUGGGUACGGUAAGUUUGUCCCAAGAGCAAUCUAUGUGGAUUUAGAGCCUAAUGUUAUUGAUGAAGUGCGUACGGGUCGCUUCAAAGACCUUUUUCACCCAGAACAAUUGAUCAACGGUAAAGAAGAUGCCGCCAACAACUAUGCAAGAGGCCAUUAUACCGUUGGUAGAGAAAUAGUGGAUGAAGUUGAGGAAAGAAUUAGAAAGAUGGCCGAUCAAUGUGAUGGGUUACAAGGGUUCUUAUUCACCCACUCUCUUGGUGGUGGGACUGGUUCCGGUUUGGGCUCCCUGUUAUUAGAAAAUUUAUCGUACGAGUACGGUAAGAAAUCCAAAUUGGAAUUCGCCGUUUACCCAGCACCUCAAUUAUCUACUUCUGUCGUGGAACCCUACAACACAGUUUUAACUACGCACACUACCUUGGAACAUGCUGAUUGUACAUUUAUGGUUGAUAACGAAGCGAUUUACGACAUCUGUAAGAGAAACUUGGGAAUUUCCAGGCCAAGUUUUAGUAACUUGAACGGAUUAAUUGCCCAAGUGGUAUCAUCUGUUACUGCAUCAUUGAGAUUCGACGGUUCACUGAACGUGGAUUUGAACGAAUUCCAAACCAACCUGGUACCAUAUCCAAGAAUCCAUUUCCCUCUAGUUUCAUAUGCUCCUAUCUUGUCCAAAAAGAGGGCCACCCAUGAGUCCAACUCUGUGUCAGAAAUCACAAACGCCUGUUUCGAAACUGGUAACCAAAUGGUGAAGUGUGACCCAACAAAGGGUAAGUAUAUGGCUAACUGCCUGUUAUAUAGAGGUGACGUGGUGACAAGAGAUGUUCAAAGGGCCGUCGAGCAGGUAAAGAACAAGAAAACAGUACAGAUGGUGGACUGGUGUCCAACAGGUUUCAAGAUUGGUAUCUGUUACGAGCCACCAACUGUGAUACCAAGUUCCGAACUGGCUAAUGUGGAUAGAGCUGUUUGUAUGUUAUCCAACACCACCGCCAUUGCUGACGCCUGGAAGAGAAUCGAUCAAAAAUUCGACUUGAUGUACGCAAAACGUGCCUUCGUUCACUGGUACGUUGGUGAGGGUAUGGAGGAAGGUGAAUUCACCGAAGCCAGAGAAGAUUUGGCCGCUUUAGAAAGGGAUUAUAUCGAGGUCGGUGCGGAUUCCUACGCUGAAGAGUUUUAA
This is a messenger RNA of Saccharomyces mikatae IFO 1815, 1338 nucleotides long. RefSeq names its product alpha-tubulin TUB3 (gene TUB3). Lineage: Eukaryota; Fungi; Ascomycota; Saccharomycetes; Saccharomycetales; Saccharomycetaceae. The coding region runs from base 1 to 1338 and encodes 445 amino acids. The transcript is spliced from 2 exons. The record is from RefSeq and is a predicted model, not a curated record. Gene Ontology annotation, cellular component: nucleus; spindle; microtubule. Gene Ontology annotation, biological process: nuclear division; microtubule cytoskeleton organization; nuclear migration by microtubule mediated pushing forces. Gene Ontology annotation, molecular function: structural constituent of cytoskeleton; GTP binding.